UGGUGUGGUGCACGUCCUGGGGGUUGGCGUCGGACAGUGGAGUAGAGGAGCCAGCUAACUAGCCUGUCUGCUAACCUUAUAGCAUCUAGUUCAAUUGCCACAACCUGCUACGUGUCCAGUAUGAACACGAUUGGAUUUAAAACCAUGUCUAUUUGAGUUGUACUCACAACUGACAACUGCCCUGUUGGUAUGCCCAAGAGACACAUGAGAGAAGUUAUACAUCACCAAUUUGACAAAAGAGGCUAGGUGUGGAUGAGCCUUCCCUUAACGAGAUGUAACAGGAUGCUGAACCAUCACUGCAGAAGGAACCCCGAGCUUCAGGAGGAGCUGCAGAUCCAGGCCGCCGUGGCCGCAGGGGAUGUGUGCACGGUCAGGAAGAUGCUGGAACAAGGCUACUCUCCCAAGAUCCGCGACGCCAAUGGCUGGACACUGCUCCACUUCUCAGCUGCCAAGGGGAAGGAGAGAUGUGUCAGAGUGUUCCUAGAGCAUGGUGCCGACCCCACAGUAAAAGACUUCAUCGGUGGAUUCACGGCCCUCCACUACGCCGCCAUGCACGGCCGAGCCCGCAUCGCCCGGCUCAUGCUGGAGUCCGAGUUCCGCAGCGACAUCAUCAACGCCAAGAGCAACGACGGCUGGACACCCCUCCACGUAGCGGCCCACUACGGCCGGGACUCGUUCGUUCGCCUCCUGCUGGAGUUCCGGGCGGAGGUGGACCCCCUGAGCGACAAGGGGACCACCCCUCUCCAGCUGGCCAUCAUCCGCGAGCGCUCCAGCUGUGUUCGGAUCCUCCUGGACCACAGCGCCAACAUCGACAUCCAGAACGGCUUCCUGCUGCGCUACGCCGUCAUCAAAGGAAACCACUCGUACUGCCGCAUGUUCCUGCAGAGGGGCGCGGACACCAACCUGUUCCGUCUGGAGGACGGGCAGACCCCGCUGCACCUGUCGGCCCUCAGAGACGACGUGGUCUGUGCCCAGAUGCUGUACGCGUACGGGGCAGACACCAACACCAUUAACUAUGAGGGCCAGACGCCCGUGGCGGUGGCCCUCAGCAUGUCGACGAUAAGCCGGCCCUGUCUGGACUUCCUGCAGGAGGUCACCAAGCAACCCAGGACUUUACAAGACAUGUGUCGUAUAAGAAUUCGUCAUUGCAUAGGCCUUCAGAGCCUCAAGUUACUAGAAGAUCUACCUAUCGCUAAGGUCAUAAAAGACUAUCUAAAACACAAGUUUGACAACGUCUGAUGCCAGGGCCUGGGAUGAGGAGGGGCACAUUGAGAACUCUGGUUUCUGCCAAGACUAUGCAAGCAUUGUGUGUCUCUCUGUGAAGGAAGCCUGGAGGAGAGGUGUGCGGGGUGUUCUUGUGUAACCUGGAAAGGUCACUUUGUGACCCCAGUUGUCACUGUGCCUGUCGCCACACUGACAAAAUGUUGUCCACAGAUCUACUGUCUGAAAACUGGGAAGUAUCUUUCUCACUUUAGCCUGUCCAAUCAUGAAUGAUGGUUGAUGCAGUCAUGUGUGCUGUGGAAUAAGCUUACUCAAUGGAAAUGUGACCACAUCCACAGAUCUGGCACUGGGCUGUCGUCAGUGUGUCAGAUUUCUGUCUGCAUAUGCCAGGGGAUUUGAUUUGUUGAUAUGGGUCUUCCUGUUCAUUUACAUGUACAGCCACCAUGAGUUAACUUUCUGGGGGUAACUUUUGAAAUGUUGAUUCAAACAAAUAGUUAGACAGAGAUGGUGCCAUUAUAUUUCACAUUCACUGAGAUGUUUCAUCUUGUGCCUGUUGAAGUUGUAGGAAAUGAUCGUCUUAUGCUGCAAUAAGUGCACCUUUCAUUGUUCAAAACCCUUAAGUUGGGCGGUCUCUAGUUGAAGUUGUAGAGGGACACAAACUGCAUAUGUUCUCAUCUUUUUAUGAAUAAAGUGGCCCACACGCCUUUGCCAGAAUGACUAUUACUAUUCCAGUACAUUUUUUGUUGUUGUGGUAAUUACAAUUAUAUUUUAAUCAGUUGUAUUACUAUGCAAGUGGAUUUAAAAUAAUUUAGAUACACUUGUGUAAUACUAAGAAAAACACUGCAUGUACUGUUGUAAAGCUAUGAGUCCAACUUUUCUUAAGCAAUGACAUGGUCGUAACUUGGCAUACAGUGUUACCUGUUUAUUUGUUUUUUCCAGUUUUUCUUUGAGUUUUUACUUUUACAAAAUGAGAUGUUUAUGGAUUCUGAACAGUGUGUUAAUGUAUAAACACAGUUAUUUUAAACAAAUGUAAAUAAUUGUUAAAUAUGUACAGCAAAUAUUUUUCUAGAAUUAUUUAAGCAAUGAUACUCUGUGUUCCUAAUGUAUUUCUUUUGUUGGAAGGUAUUGUGCUUUGUUUGAUGUGAGCCGAUGUACUGGUUAUUUUGUGUGUGUGAUACGGUAUGUUAAGAGUUUCAGACGUUUAAUUUAUCAAGAAUAAUUUGGAAGGAUAUUAUGUGAGGGAGACAAAGCAAAUGCUAUGUAAAAAAAAAAAAAAAGCAAAGUCUAAUUUGUAAUAAAGACUAUACUGUGAUUUUCACAUUUAAUUAGAUGCUCUUAACAAAACAAGAACUGAUCCAAUCACCUGCAAAUUACAUAAUUUCAUUAUACAAUUUUUAUUUUUGUCUAAUUGUCUGAAAAUUAAAUAAAAGUUACAUUUUUGUGUUGAAAUUAUAGACCCUGAUCAACAACCUUAAAUAUGAACCUGAUCAUACCAUAUCAAUAUAUUUAUUUACUUUGAAGGUCAAUCAGGCAACUUCAGUUGUUUAUGGUUACCAAUCCUUAUCAAAAUUAUUAUUGUUUUCAUAUCUAAAAUGCUUACUUGGUUUGUAAGUCUUAUGUUGACAAGAAGUGGUUCUUGUUUUACUGUAUCCCAGAAUUGGUUAUUUGUUCCAUAUGAUAGAUUGCUUAAUUCAUUGCAAAUACCUUAAGACCAACUGCCUUUAUUAUGUCAGAAUUAACCAUACAGCUCAGCCCUUCUGUGUCUUUAUUUCAUAAUACAAAUAAAUCUAGUAGGCAGACACUGAAGACACAAUGUGACAGAAAGGCCUCAGAGAUCAGCUAUUUGUUCAUGACUAAUGUUCACUUACAUAGGUCAGUUACAUUUCAGGUAGAUCAUUUUCUACUGUACAUUGUCCUGUGUCUUUUCUUCUGGAUUAGAUACAAUUUUGUAUAUGACGCCAUUUUGUGCGGCAGACUUUAUCCGAGUGAGCAGAGGGAGACAGCAUGGUAGGGCUCUCAGGUUGUGCUGCGGAGCCUCUGUUAGAUUCAGUGGUCGGCUCGGAUCUUCCCAGUCCAGGAACAGUCAAUACUGACCACAAGUCUUCCUCAUCAUCA
Molecule: messenger RNA, 3336 nt
Organism: Hypomesus transpacificus
Lineage: Eukaryota; Metazoa; Chordata; Actinopteri; Osmeriformes; Osmeridae
Gene: asb7
Product: ankyrin repeat and SOCS box containing 7
Exons: 6
Coding region: 253-1239 (328 amino acids)
Biological process (GO): intracellular signal transduction
Molecular function (GO): protein binding
Source: RefSeq, a predicted model, not a curated record